AUGAAUUGGAAGAAUUCGGUGCUGGAAAUAACAAUCUUGGUGAUAAUUCUUAGAAGUGGCGUGAAUGGUAGUACAUGUGCCUCUUCCUCGUCAUGUCGAUGUCAUUAUUCUGAAGGAGAUAUUUACGCCGACUGUUCCAAGCUGGGUCUUUCAAGGUCACCUCUAUUCUGGUCGAAUGUCACGAAAAUCAAUCUCAGUCAUAACAAUUUGAAUCGACUUCCGAACCGAUCCAAACUUCCAGAUGACUUAGAUUACUUGGAUCUUUCUAAUAAUGUCAUAAAUGAAUUUACCAAUGAAGCUUUCCAAGGACUACAGAGGCUGACUGAUCUGAAAUUGCAAUCCAAUCGCUUUAGGAUUACAAGUAACCUUUCCAAAAACAUUUUUGCAGAUUUAAUCAGUAUAAGAAACCUAGAUUUGUCCGACAACCCUGAACUUACGUUUCCGGUAAUGCCCUAUUUGAGCAGCCUUCAAAACUCUUCUAUUGAAGUUCUCCGUUUGAAUAAAAUCCAUUGUACAUUUGGAUUAGGUUUAGAGGUAAAAAUAGAAGAUUUAAGAUUUCUUCGAUACACCAACUUAAAGGAAAUUGAUAUUUCAAGUAAUAGAAUUGAACUUUUUGAAAAUAGAGCACUUUCAUUUUUACCUGAUAGUCUUAAAAGAGUAUCUAUCGCUGAUAACAACCUGUCAUUUGGUUAUUAUGUCUUUGAUAUUUCCUCAAUGAAAGGAUUAGAAUGGUUGGAAGCGAGCUCACAAGGUAUAACCCAUAGCCCUUAUGAUUUUAUUUAUAACAGACCAUGUCAUGAUACAUUGGUUAAGAAGAAAACUUCACUUUCUAUAUCAAAAAAUGAUCUUUCUCAUAACACAUUCGAUCUUGGCAAUAAAUCAAGGUUGAAAAGAAAUAUAAAGCAAGAAAUGAAGGUAAAAAUGGUUGACAUUUUUCAGAGAAAAAAAUUAAGCAUCGUUUUUAACAUCUCAUUACCAGAGAAUUUAAAAUCAAUUUUCUUCAAUCAAAGCGGUUUACAUUAUAGAAUAAAAAGCUUUAAUUUCUCUAGGAAUAAAGUGGAAAAUUUGUAUUUACAAGACAACAUUUUAUAUUCCUGGAUGGGCCCAAUCAGUGGAGUUAACAAUCUAAAAAUUGUUAAUUUGUCAAAUAAUUUCUGUGCAAAAGUCUAUGAAAGUUUCUUCCAAAACGGUGAUUCUCUUCAGAAAUUAUAUUUGAGCAAUAACUUGCUACGUUUUAGUCUUUCGUCUGAUACAGAUGGAAAAAUAUUCAGAAAUCUCAAAAGUUUGAGUGUUUUAGAUUUAAAAGCAAACAAAAUUUCACACUUACCAAGCGCUGUGUUCAAAAGUCUCGAAAGUCUUAAAUAUUUAGACCUCAGUAGCAAUUUGUUAACUGGAAUUGAUUUUGAUAUUAGAUAUUUAAGGUCACUAAGGGUUCUUGAUUUAUCUUUGAAUCAAAUUCAAUAUCUCUCCGAUUCAGACAUGAAAGCUAUAGAUCAACAUAGGAUGGGAAAAAGUUUAACAAUUAACCUUUCUGGAAAUCCUAUUUUGUGUGCCUGCAAAAGCCUAAAUUUUCUAACAUGGAUAGUUCAUAGUCAAACAUCAGGGGAGAUAAUAUUCGAAUCAUACGAACAAUACUUUUGCGAGAAGGAGUCUCAUGACGGACAAGUUAUGAAUUUCACUAACUCUAAAGUAAUUGGAGAGCUGAGGAAAAAAUGCAAUACCUACACAACUUUGAUAUUUAUGAUGUCCACGCUUAUAUUUUUAUUUGUCAUAUCAUUGGCAAUUGGAAUCUUUUAUCGAUAUAGAUGGAAACUAAGAUACUUCUUUUACAUGACGAAAAGUCGUUAUCAUGGAUAUAAAGCUGUUAGAAGUGAUAGCCAAUCAAAUUUUAAAUACGAUGCCUUUGUUUCCUAUGCCGAUGAAGAUUUGCCGUUUGUUCAGAAAAUGAUUUGGGAAUUUGAAAGAAAUAAUGAAAUACGUUUAUGUAUUCACCAUCGAGAUUUUGUCCCAGGGUAUGACAUUGCCGAGAACAUCAUCACCGCCGUCAACAAAAGCAGGAAAACAAUAAUUAUUUUAUCUCCAAAUUUCAUCAACUCCAGCUGGUGUAUGUAUGAAAUGCACAUCGCUAAAAUGGAAGAGAUAUAUUCCCGCGAUGACCAGAGUGUUCUGGUGAUUAUCUUUUAUAAACCAAUUCCUGCUGGCAAAAUUCCAUUACAAAUUAUGAAUGUUAUAAAAGAGAAAUCAUAUAUUGAAUUCCCAGACGACGAAUACUGUGACGCAAUGUUUUGGAGAAAAGUUAUCGAAACCGCUAAGAAUGUAUAAUCUGUAGAAUGUA
Molecule: messenger RNA, 2335 nt
Organism: Saccostrea cuccullata (small rock oyster)
Lineage: Eukaryota; Metazoa; Mollusca; Bivalvia; Ostreida; Ostreidae
Product: toll-like receptor 4
Exons: 1
Coding region: 1-2322 (773 amino acids)
Biological process (GO): immune response; inflammatory response; toll-like receptor signaling pathway
Cellular component (GO): plasma membrane
Molecular function (GO): protein binding; transmembrane signaling receptor activity
Source: RefSeq, a predicted model, not a curated record